Xenia sp. Carnegie-2017 is the source of this 2309-nucleotide messenger RNA. RefSeq lists its product as uncharacterized. The record is from RefSeq and is a predicted model, not a curated record. The transcript has 4 exons. The coding region runs from base 708 to 2168 and encodes 486 amino acids. NCBI's taxonomy places the organism in Eukaryota, Metazoa, Cnidaria, Anthozoa, Malacalcyonacea, Xeniidae.
AGCAGUGUGUAUCCACCAAGGCUACCUGAGGUUACCCACUCACAUGUACGCGUCACGUACCUAGUUUUCUUCCAACCAUGUACUCGCCAUCAAUGUAAAUUGCAGUCAUGUAACUAGGACAUCUGUUUUUUCGUUUUUCGUCAAAUAACGUCCAAAGUUUUAAUAAUGAUGGUCGGCCCAAAGACUUCGCUGUUUAUUCAAAUUGUUACUGCUGCGAUUAUGGGAGGAGGAAUUGGAUUUUACAUACAACAUAAAGUAUGGUCAGUCGAAAAGGAAGAAAGGAUAUUGGAACUGAAAAGAAUUAUUAAAGAAAAGAAACAAAUUAUAGAAGAACUUCAAAAAAAGGAAACAUGAUCUAAUUGCGGAAGUACUAUGUAUUGUUGUCUCAAUGGCAUUGUAUUCUGUUCAAGUCAUCGCCAAAUCUCUAAAUUAUGCUGAAGUCAUAAUUAAAAUCAAAUACUUUUGAAUAACUUUUCUAAUUGAAUUUUGCCUGACAGAAUAUUUGGAUUUUUGUCCAAGUAACAUUCUGUUAAAUUGUGCAAGAAAUUGCUAAUAGUUGAUUAAUUAUGUUACACAAAUUUAAAUGAACAGAAAAUUCAGAAAAUUUUGGAUUAAAUGAAGUAUAGACCCGCUUAUCAUGUUAAUGUGGUUGGUCUGGUAGCGAGGGAGGUUGAAACUGAUUAAACUUUUCGCAAUUGUUAUGGGCAAUGGUAUUUAUUCUAAACAAUGUUGCUUUCCUUGUUAUUAUUAUACUUUUUUUGUGCGGUGUCUUCAGUAUUGCAAUAAAAUUACCUGCAAGAAUUCGAACUAAAAUAACUCAGACGAGGCAGCAAUCGAACCACGUGUACCAGAACUGUAAUAGCUGUGCAGGCGGUGAAGAACUUCGAAAGAUGGGGAGCUACGAAAAUGUUCUAAUGGAGCUGCACUCCAUGUUCAAUUGCAUGGUGUAUUCUGUACUAUCCCUUCAGUGUGUCGAUGUUCUUAGACGUCAAAAUGUGCUGAAUACACUUGAAUUGUUGGCCAGGAAGCAUCCAAUACUACGUUCUCACGUGUCAAACAAAAGAUUCAUAGUAAACCAUCAUGAAAAAUUUAGUCCAAACCUUAGAUUCGUGAACACAACCAAUUGGAAAAUUGUUCUCGAGGAGGAAUUUUCAUCACAAAUGCAACUAUCUAACGGUGACCACCUGUGGAAAACCAUUGUAUUGCGUGAACAUUAUGACAUCAGAAGAAAAAUGUAUAUCAACACUUUUUUGUUUUUAUUUCAUCCUACAAUUGCAGAUAGAAGUGCAGCAUUGUAUUUUGCAGAAGACUUCACAACAAUGUUGUGUACUCUUGUGAACUGUGAUAUUCGUGUUGAUUGCUCAAGAACUUUGCAUUUGCCAUCAUCUCCUGAAAGCUAUUUGAUGCUUUCAUUUUCCAAGAUAAUUAAGCUGAUGAUUGAACAUCUGAUGGGAAAAAUUUGCAGUUUUGUUUCUGGGAGUUCUCAGAAAGGAUAUUUACAUAAGAAACCAAUACCCAAAUUUCAUUGCAAACCUUUAAUUCUUUUCAAAUCUCUUACCGAACAAGAUACUCAUAGAAUUCUUGACUUUUGUAGUCGACAAAAGUGCUCUUUAACAGCCUUGUUUAUCACAGCAUGGUUGGAUAUCAUGUCUUAUCGUGCAGGUAGUAGAAAAGCUCUAGCUCAUAAAAAGCCUCUAUUAGUUGUGGCUAAUUACAGGGCCUUAUUGCCUACUAAAAUGCAGCAGGCAUACCUGUGCAAUUGCAGUGUUUCAUUUCAAGUUAAUGAUUUGAAGAGUAAGGCAAAAUACUUUAUCUCCAAGAUGGUAGAGAAUGAGCAUUUGUUGCAAUCAGCUCUUCAAAAUAAUGCUCAUUGUAACCUCUUGUGGAAGUUAAAAUAUGGUAUUUUGAAAAAGGAAGCUCUCUGUAAAUUAUUCCCAUUUGAGUUUUGUGAUGUAGGAAGAUUUAGCUUCAAACAAACAGCUCCAUUUUCUUUGUUGGAUAUCUUUAUUGGUACAAAUAGCUCAUCAACUGUUAACUUGACAUUGGGCAUCAUAAAUGGCAGAUUGCAUUGCGUAAUGCACUUGACUUCACAUUUCAGUGGCUGCUCAGAUUUGUUAAAUAUUAUUUUUGCUAGAAUUGUACAAAAUAUAGCAUCAGAGUUUCAUUGAUAUCAGCAUUGUUAUGAUUAUUACAAUUAAUAUGAGAUGUUUAUGAACAUAUCCUGUUAAAGAAAGUGUCUACAGUUUUCUUAACAUUAUAUGAAUAAUUAAAUUUGAAUCUUUGACUAAAAAAUACAGUUCCCAAAUCUA